CUGCUUAAUUCUUCUGUUACAAGCUCUCAGACGUUUCUAGAGAGAGAGAGAGAGAAUGUCGCUGCCGAAGCCGGAACUUGGCGACAAAACCUUUCCGCCGAUCUCCAAAUGCGAAUUCUCCACCGUCAGCCACCGUUCGAUUGCCGCCGACCUCGACGGAACUCUGCUGAAGGCGAGUUCCGCGUUUCCGUACUACAUGCUCGUCGCGAUUGAGGCAGGCAGUCUCCUUCGAGGCCUUGUUCUGUUACUAUCCUUUCCGAUCAUUGUAAUCGCGUACAUAUUCAUCUCGGAAGCGUUAGCUAUCAAGAUGUUGAUAUUCAUCUCGUUCUCUGGAAUCAAGGUCCGCGACAUCGAACUUGCCUCACGCGCCGUCCUACCACGGUUCUACGCGGCGGAUGUGAGGACUGACAGUUUUGAAGUGUUUGAUAGGUGUCAGAGGAAGGUUGUUGUAACGGCGAAUCCGACGGUGAUGGUGGAGGCUUUCGUGAAGGAAUAUUUGGGAGGGGAGAAGGUGCUUGGAACGGAGAUCGAGGUAAAUCCGAAAACGAAAAAGGCUACUGGAUUUGUGAAGGAGCCUGGUGUUUUGGUCGGGAAAUGGAAGAAGUUAGCGAUUUUGAAAGAAUUUGGUGAAGAGUCGCCUGAUAUCGGGAUUGGUGAUCGGAAAUCAGAUCACGAUUUCAUGUCUGUUUGCAAGGAGGGGUACAUGGUGACCAAAGACAAGUCCGCCGGAAUACUACCACCGGACCGCCUAAAAACUCGGCUAAUCUUCCACGACGGCCGCCUAGUCCAACGUCCAACACCUCUGAACGCCCUAAUCACCUACAUCUGGCUCCCAUUCGGAUUCAUCCUCUCCCUAAUCCGCGUCUACUUCAACCUCCCACUCCCGGAGAAAAUAGUCCGGUACACCUACGGCAUGCUCGGAAUCAAACUUAUAAUCCGCGGCAACCCACCACCAGCACCAUCUCCGGGAACCCCAGGAAACCUCUACGUCUGCAACCACCGCACCGCCCUAGACCCCAUCAUCAUCGCCAUCGCCCUCGGCCGGAAACCCUUCUGCGUGACCUACAGCGUAAGCAAACUUUCACGUUUCCUAUCUCCGAUCCCGGCCAUCGCCCUGACCCGCGACCGUGAAGCCGACGCCGCCCGGAUUAAAUCGCUCCUCCAAAAAGGCGAUUUAGUCGUCUGCCCAGAGGGGACCACCUGUCGUGAGCCUUUUCUGCUACGAUUCUCCGCGUUGUUUGCGGAAUUAAGCGAUAGGAUUGUUCCGGUGGCGAUGAAUUUGAAACAGAAUAUGUUUAAUGGAACAACGGUUCGUGGGGUGAAAUUUUGGGACCCGUAUUUUUAUUUUAUGAACCCGAGGCCGACUUAUGAGGUGACGUUUUUGGAACGGUUGCCGGAGGAGAUGACGGUGAAGGGCGGUGGUCGGUCGUCGAUUGAGGUGGCGAAUCAUGUUCAGAAGGUUUUGGGGGCGACGUUGGGGUUUGAGUGUACGAAUUUGACGAGGAAAGAUAAGUAUGAGUUGCUUGGCGGGAAUGAUGGGAAGGUGGAAUCCAUGUAUGGGAAAAAGUGAUGAAUGAUUAGAUUCCUUUAAAUUAAAUGGAUGGAUGCUUUCAUGUUUCAUGUUGUACUUUUAUAUAACAGAUGAUUCAAGUAAGAUUUUAUAUAGGAAAUGACUAUAUAUAUAUUAGACAAAUGCAUGUUAUGUUAUGUUAUAUAUUGGGUUUGUUUACCUUAUAA
Molecule: messenger RNA, 1737 nt
Organism: Lactuca sativa (garden lettuce)
Lineage: Eukaryota; Viridiplantae; Streptophyta; Magnoliopsida; Asterales; Asteraceae
Product: putative glycerol-3-phosphate acyltransferase 8
Biological process (GO): cutin biosynthetic process
Cellular component (GO): membrane
Molecular function (GO): glycerol-3-phosphate 2-O-acyltransferase activity; phosphatase activity
Source: RefSeq, a predicted model, not a curated record